Molecule: messenger RNA, 4876 nt
Organism: Brienomyrus brachyistius
Lineage: Eukaryota; Metazoa; Chordata; Actinopteri; Osteoglossiformes; Mormyridae
Gene: vav3b
Product: vav 3 guanine nucleotide exchange factor b
Exons: 27
Coding region: 260-2773 (837 amino acids)
Biological process (GO): regulation of GTPase activity; cell migration; intracellular signal transduction
Cellular component (GO): plasma membrane; cytoplasm
Molecular function (GO): guanyl-nucleotide exchange factor activity; protein binding
Source: RefSeq, a predicted model, not a curated record
UGCUGGGGAGCAGAGCCGCCUGUCAGCCGCACAGUAAGACCUCUACGAGCCGAAGCGAUAUCGCUGCGCCGGUCUGCAAGCCCGCUGCCGCCACACAAUAGUGGGAGCGACGUGAACACGGGUUUUCGCAUUUCGGUCAAGCAAAAGCGGCUAUUUUAUUUUAUCUUUCACCUCUGUGGUGUAUUUAUUUCAUAACCGAUUUUAGGUCUUAAUAUUUUGCCGAGUAGCUUAUAUUUUUUUUGUUAAUUGUACAGACGGGAUGGAGUUCUGGAGGCAGUGCGCCUUGUGGCUCAUUGACUGCAAGGUGCUGCCGCCGAACCACCGGGUUACAUGGGAGACAGCGCAGGUUUUCGACCUAGCGCAGACGCUCCGCGAUGGAGUCCUGCUGUGCCAACUCCUCAACAACCUGAAAGCCCACUCCAUCAACCUAAAGGAGAUCAAUCUGAGACCGCAGAUGUCACAGUUCCUCUGUUUGAAGAACAUCAGAACAUUCUUGUCUGCCUGCUGCGAAAUAUUCUCCAUGAAGAAGAGCGAGCUCUUCGAAGCCUUUGACCUGUUCGAUGUGCGGGAUUUUGGAAAGGUUAUGGACACACUGUCAAAACUGUCGCACUCAGCAGUUGCACAGCAGACUGGAAUCAGGCCUUUCCCAACAGAGGAGGGUUUAGAGGACGAAGAUGAGUACAGUCACCUGGGCGAUAUGAUGGACGAGAACGGCGUGGAGGACGAGGAGGAGCUGUACGACUGCGUGUACAGCGAGGACGAAGCGGGCGAGGUCUACGAGGACCUGAUGAAAGCGGAGGCGCUGCCCCCGACGAAACAAGCCGAGACCGACAUCAGGAGCUGCUGUCUAAUUGAGAUCAAGCAGACAGAAGAAAAGUACACUGACACUUUGGAGUCCAUCGAAAGAUACUUCAUGAUCCCUCUCAAGAAGUUUGUUACCGCAGUGGAGAUCGAGAAGGUGUUUAUCAACAUUCCGGACUUGGUCAAAGUGCACAAGAACCUUUUGAAGGACAUCCAAGACUCUAUCCUCAACAAGAACGCACAGAACCUUCACCAGAUCUUCGUCAGCUACAAAGAGAAACUCCUCAUUUACGGUGUGUACUGCAGCCAAGUAGAGACGGCCAUCGCCAUUCUGGAUUGUAUCUGCAAAGAGAAGGAGGAUGUACGACUGAAGCUGGAGGAAUGUUCAAAGAGGGCAAACAACGGAAAGUUCACACUAAGAGACCUCCUCGUCGUCCCCAUGCAGCGAGUGCUGAAAUACCAUCUGCUUUUACAGGAGCUGGUGAAGCACACGCCUGACACGACCAACAAGAACAAUCUGCGGUUGGCCCUCGACGCCAUGAAGGACCUGGCACAGUAUGUCAACGAGGUGAAAAGGGACAAUGAGACCUUGAGAGAGAUCGACCAGUAUCAGAACUCUAUAGAGAACCUGAAUCAACCCCUGAGGAAUUUCGGACGACCCAAAGGUGAUGGGGAGGUGCGGGUGGCCACAGUCGACAAACGCGCAAAGCAGGACAGGCAUAUCUUUCUGUUCGACGUCGCGGUGAUCAUCUGCAAGAGGCGGGGUGACAACUACGAAAUGAAAGAGGUGAUCGACCUCAACCACUUCAAAAUUACCAACAACCCAACGACAGACAAGGAAAACAGGAAGUGGUCAUACGGCUUCUACCUCACGCACAACCAGGGUCAGACCGGCUUUGAGUUCUUCUUCAAAACCAAGGAGAUGAAGAAGAAGUGGCUGGAGCAGUUCGGCAUGGCCAUGUCCAACAUCCGGCCAGAGGACGCCACCAGUAACGCGCACGAUUUCCGGAUGCACACUUUUGAGAGAGCCACGUCCUGCAGCUCCUGUCAAAUGCUGCUCAGGGGGAUCUUCAACCAGGGAUACCUGUGUCCCAAAUGUGGGGCAGGGGCCCACAAAGAGUGCCUGGGGAGGCUGGCUGGCUGCGGAAAGAGGGGCCAAGAUUUCGGAUCCCAUAAAGUCCAGAGGGGGACCGGUAGACGAUCCGGAGACCCGGGUUUGCCAAAGAUGCUUGUUACCCAUGAGUACCACGGCGUCCCAAGUCCCUUGUGCGGCCCUCCGUUAAACAUCCAGAUCGGCGACAUCGUGGAGCUUCUCUGUGCUGAUAUUCACAGCUCCUGGUGGCAGGGUAAGAUACUGAGGACGGGAGAAAGUGGCUUUUUCCCAAGUAAGAACGUGAAGCCUUGUCCAUGCGUCCCAAAACCGGUUGAUUACUCUGCACAGCUCUGGUUUGCAGGGGCGAUGGAGAGACCCCAGGCUGAGGCAGAACUGAUUGACAGGGGAAACAGCACGUACCUCGUGAGACAUAGGAGCAAGGAGCAAAACGAGUAUGCUAUAAGCAUCAAAUACAACAAUGAUGUGAAGCACAUCAAGAUCCUGAACAAGGACGGCUCGUUCUGCAUCACGGAGAACAAGAAGUUCAAAAGCAUAUUAGAGCUCAUCGAGUACUACAAGCAUCAAUCCCUGAAGGAAGGCUUCCGGAGCCUCGACACCACGCUUCAGUUUCCAUACCGGGAGCCGGAGAAUAACAUGAAGCUCGGAAGCCAGCGGCCCGGGAGCCGUGUGCUGAAUCCAAGGGUGAUGGGCAUAGCCAUCGCCAGAUAUGACUACAGCGCCAGGGAUAUGCGGGAGCUGUCGCUGAUGGAAGGUGACGUGGUGAAGAUCUACAACAAGUUGGGCGCCAAUGGCUGGUGGAAGGGCGAGGUGAACAGCAGGAUUGGCUGGUUUCCAUCCACCUACGUGGAGGAGGAGUGACCAGGCUUGAUGGGAUGGGAACGGAUUUGGGACAGGGUGCUGAACACAUUACCUACCAUGCCUCUGAGAAGAAGAGUAGCUGCAGGCAGUAAGGCCCUGCCCAAAAGCUCCACCAAUGACUGCCUUCUGCCAGUCCGAUGCAUGCUGGGAAUGUUUGGAUGGCAUACUCAGCUGCUUGGAGGCCCAUAGUUCAGCAUGGGUUCUUCCAGUUCCAGUGGAACUUCGAUGCCUGUCCCCUGGAGAGACUACCGUAUCCGAAUCCCUUCCUUCCCACUCUCAGUGACACCUCCUCCCCACCCCCUCCCUCCCCAACAGACACGACUCUGAUUGUGAGGCGAGAGAGAGAGAGAGAAGGCUUAGACUGUUACAGCCCAUUUCACCUCAAAAACAAAACAAAGUUUUCACAAGCACUUGGCCACAGGACAAUUUUGUCUUAUUUAUUUUGAAUGAACAAGUAGGAAGAAAAAGGACACGACACUCAAAUCAUCCAGUUAUAAAAAAGGGUAAAGAACAUAGAGAUGGUCAUGCUCUAUAUCAGGAUGAGCAAUAUUGAGAACUUGACAGUAGCAUCAUCUAUAAUCGGUCAGUUAACUACAGGAUACAGAAGACAGCACUUAUGUUGUUCAUUAUAAUGUUUUUUUUAUUGGAUAUUGAUUGUAUACAGGUAGGUCUAUUCAUCAACCAAAAGUAAAAAUAAUAAUAAAUGGCCACUGGUUGAUGUAAUCCAAGAGGCAUAUUUUAAAAUGUUAAAAGCAACCAGAAUUGCUGCAAACUGCUUGAAAUGCCCCUUGUCAUCAAAUGAUUAGGCUAGUUUUACAAAGCAAACGAAUCGUUUUAUUCUUAUUCGAAAUAACCGAUGACGUGUAAUAACUUACUUCCUAUUGGUCGUCAGUUUUUAACACAUCUGAAAACUGCAGAAAUUGUCGGCGUCACCGAAUAAGAGAAUGACAGGUCACAGCAAUGCGACAUCGUCAGACUUGAUAUGCAAGCCUUCGUAGAAAUACGCUCGUCCGAUUCUGAACGUGUAGAUUUUUUUGUGCAAAGAAAAACGGACUUGGUUUGAAACAGCCUUUACUCCGCUCACUACCUCUGUGCCCAACCUACCCAUGCACCCUACUUAUCUCACUUCUGACUGAUGACUGUGCUGCCCCCCCCAGCUCAGGGGGCUAGUGGGUUGUGGCUUCUUUCCAGGCCCAUCCCCCUACUUCAGGUAAGACCCUCCACCAGGGAAACCGCUGGUAGGUUAAACCCCGGGUGGGAGUUUGAGAUCCAAUAUAAGACGACGACUGUCAAUUGCGUGUCUCUCCCUCGGUAAACUGAGAUGAUUUUCUGUCGCGUGCCCAUCUGCGAUCACUCUAAAAACACUUUGCUAGUCGUCUCAAUCUGCUUCCCUGAUUGGCACAGGGUGUCAGAGAUGUGGGUGGCUGUAACGCUUAGCGAGCUGUUGACACAGAACGAAACAGGCGCUGCACUGACAUCCUCGUACGGCGGCGGUGUGGUUUUCUAACGUCGCCGUUUGCAGGGCACAGUGCCUGGAGCAUAGAAAUAAUUAGGGCUUUCUGUUUGAGAGGAAUCCCAUUUGAGGUCAUAGCAGUCUCCCCCUUAUCCCAUAAAGAGCAGGAUUAUGUUGCAAAAUGCUUGUUGUAGAUGGAAUAUUUACAGAUUAUCUCAGUUAAACGAGCCAAGCGGAUUAAAUGUACUAGAUUUAAAAAGCACCAAAAAAACAAGACAUUGUUUACAGUGAAAUAUGCAUUUAAUGUUGUUCUUAUCCUUUUACUGUGUACAAGUAGAGAGUGUUGGUUUUGUUUCUUCAAACUGUUGUUUUUUUUUGUUGACAACUUUGUACCACUGAUGCAGGAAUUUAACUUGUACUGUCACUCAUGUGAUUAAUCCAAAAACCGUACAGGACUCCCAGCUACUGAAUUUUACUGAGAACUACACAUGAGACGUAAAUGGGGUCCUGAGGCACUUUGAAACAUAUGUGAUGAUACCUGUUUUACUUUGAUAUUUGUGUUUUUAUGCAUAAUGUGACAGAUGUACAUACCCUGUACAUAGUCCUAGUUCUUUUUUUUACGUUGAAUAAAUGUUUUGAUGAAUUAUUAA